This is a messenger RNA of Phodopus roborovskii (desert hamster), 1775 nucleotides long. RefSeq names its product homeobox C6 (gene Hoxc6). The transcript is spliced from 2 exons. Gene Ontology annotation, biological process: regulation of transcription by RNA polymerase II; anterior/posterior pattern specification. The record is from RefSeq and is a predicted model, not a curated record. Gene Ontology annotation, molecular function: RNA polymerase II cis-regulatory region sequence-specific DNA binding; DNA-binding transcription factor activity, RNA polymerase II-specific. Gene Ontology annotation, cellular component: nucleus. Lineage: Eukaryota; Metazoa; Chordata; Mammalia; Rodentia; Cricetidae. The coding region runs from base 669 to 1376 and encodes 235 amino acids.
AUCAACACAUCCUCUAAGCCAAGACACUUAGCUACACUGCACCGAGUGCACCAUGUUUCAGGAAAUUUCCCUUUCUUUUUGAUUUUUCUAAUUAUUGGCAAAAUAUGCUGUCUAGUGAUGGGGACUCACUUCAUUAGGUGUCAGGCCAGAAUGUCUUGUAGAAUUUCUGGGAACUUCCUUCCACUGGGAAGGGUUACCUCAAAUGAAGCAAUCAGGAUGUAAUUUUAGAAAAGGAGCAAAUACUAAAGAUGAAAUCCGACUGAAAACGCAAGGAUUUCACUCGCCCUGCAUUUGGCCACAGCACAAUAAAGUUAGCAGGGGCGGAGAGAUUUCCUGGGACUAGACCCUUCCUUCCGCGGUGUACAAGACCCUGCCCAUGGACCUGCACCCCCCCCCCCAGUUCCCUUACAUAUAUAUUCUUAAAAGAAACCAAGUCUUACUUUCAAAGCACACACUUAGUCUCAACUAGGGAAUCAACAGAGGCAGAAACGAUUUUUUUCCCCCUUCUUGACAUCUGGCUUGCGAUUGGCUGGAAGGGGGUCAGCUGACUUUGUCAUUUUGUCUGUCCUGGAUUGGAGCCGUCCCUAUAACCAUCUAGUUCCGAGUACAAACUGGAGACAGAAAUAAAUAUUAAAGAAAUCAUAGCCCGACCAGGUAAAGGCAAAGGGAUGAAUUCCUACUUCACUAACCCUUCCUUAUCCUGCCACCUCGCCGGGGGCCAGGACGUCCUCCCCAACGUCGCCCUCAAUUCCACCGCCUAUGAUCCAGUGAGGCAUUUCUCGACCUAUGGAGCAGCCGUAGCUCAGAACCGGAUCUACUCGACUCCCUUUUAUUCGCCACAGGAGAAUGUCGUGUUCAGUUCCAGCCGGGGGCCGUAUGACUAUGGAUCUAAUUCCUUUUACCAGGAGAAAGACAUGCUCUCAAACUGCAGACAAAACACCUUAGGACAUAACACACAGACCUCAAUCGCUCAGGAUUUUAGUUCUGAGCAGGGCAGGACUGCGCCCCAGGACCAGAAAGCCAGUAUCCAGAUUUACCCCUGGAUGCAGCGAAUGAAUUCGCACAGUGGGGUCGGUUACGGAGCGGACCGGAGGCGCGGCCGCCAGAUCUACUCUCGGUACCAGACCCUGGAACUGGAGAAGGAAUUUCACUUCAACCGCUACCUAACCCGGCGCCGGCGCAUCGAGAUCGCUAAUGCUCUGUGCCUGACCGAGCGACAGAUCAAAAUCUGGUUCCAGAACCGCCGGAUGAAGUGGAAAAAAGAAUCUAAUCUCACGUCCACGCUUUCGGGGGGCGGCGGAGGGGCAGCUGCCGACAGCCUGGGCGGAAAAGAGGAAAAGCGGGAAGACACAGAAGAGGAGAAGCAGAAAGAGUGACCAGGACUGCCCUUCCACCCCUCUCUCCUCCCUUGCUCACCCAGCUCCCCGAGUCACACACUCUAUAUUUAUCACUGGCACAAUUGAUGUGUUGUGACUUCCUAAAACAAAAUAGGGAGUCAGACUUGGACCUGAAAGUCAGCUCUGGAUACCCCCCCCCCCCCAUCACCACUGCACAACUCUUCAUCAGCCUCCUCCUCUAGUUCCCUCUAGCUCCUUCUCGGCUUGUCUGCAGGCCCCUUCCCUCGCCCAAGCUUCCGGGUCGAGGUCCCUGAACCUCGCUUCAGACUCUACUGUUGUCCCUCCAAGUGAGCACUAGGCUCCCUCCCCACCCCAGACGCCCUUAACCCCCGCCCCCGCGCAGAGAGCCGGCUACCGGGCCUGGGGCCUUCACUUCAG